CUGCGCCAAGGCUUACCCAGCCGUGCAGUGCUGUGCUGCAAACCUUAGCUUUUCGACCCAUGCGCUGUGUACCGGCACGCUUGCAUUGGUGUGCCACCACCACCUCUGCCGAUUUUUAAAAGCCAUUACGCUUUCCUACACUGCACUGCACAGCACCUCGCUCGCUCGCUCACUCAGCAGGUUCAGCUCAGAGCCCCAGACACCCACCCGCCACUGCACAGCCAGCAGCCAGCAGCCAGCAGCCAUGAGCAAGGGGGAGAAGCACCACCGGCACGAGCACCACCUGCGCCGCUGCUGCGGCUGCAUGGCCUCGGUCCUGCUGGCGCUGGUCCUCGUGGUGGCCUUCGUCGCGCUGGUCGUCUACCUCGCGCUGCGCCCCUCCAAGCCGUCCUUCUACCUGCAGGACCUGCAGCUCCGCCGGCCCAUCCACGUCGGCGACCCCUCCCUCUCGGCGUCCGCGCAGGUCACGCUCGCCUCCCGCAACCCCAACGACCGCGUCGGCGUCCUCUACAAGCGCCUCGACGUCUUCCUCACCUACCGCGACCAGCCCGUCACGGCGCCCGUCUCCCUCCCGCCGCAGUACCAGGGCCACCGGGACGUCAUCGUCUGGUCCCCCGUGCUGGCCGCCGAGUCCGUGCCCGUGGCCGGCUACGUCGCGGACGCCAUGAAGCAGGACAUCGCCGCCGGGUUCGUCGCGCUGCAGGUCAAGGUCGACGGCCGCGUCAAGUGGAAGGUCGGGAGCUGGGUCUCCGGGAGCUACCACCUCUUCGUCAGCUGCCCCGCCGUGCUCUCCGCCGGCGGCUUCUUCGGAGGCUCCAACGCCACGGUGCUCAAGUUCGCGCAGCCCACGGGGUGCAGCGUCGAGGUGUAGGCCGCCCGGCCGGUGAAAUGUAUGUGUAGCGCGUUGGUACUCCGGCGAAAUUAAAUGUUACUCCGUUAAUUAAUUAGUUUUCUUGGGGCCGGGACGGGUUUUAUCGUUAAUUAUUAAUUAAGCUGUUAAUUUUUGUUAAUGUCUCAUAUUCAGAUCAUGUGGGGGAAUAAAUCUAUGUUUUGUAUACAUGUGUAGCCGUUCCGAAACAUGAGUUAUUAUAUAUGAUUUGUUUCUGUAAUU
Molecule: messenger RNA, 1111 nt
Organism: Panicum virgatum (switchgrass)
Lineage: Eukaryota; Viridiplantae; Streptophyta; Magnoliopsida; Poales; Poaceae
Product: NDR1/HIN1-like protein 1
Exons: 1
Coding region: 245-871 (208 amino acids)
Biological process (GO): defense response to other organism
Source: RefSeq, a predicted model, not a curated record